AACCACCCAACCUUCUUCUCCGGGGCUAUAAAAACAAUACUCUGGCUGUUGAUGCAACUCAGACGUGGGCAACCAAAGCCAGAGAAAAGAACUCAAAGUAGAGACACCUGUGAAACCCCAAAGUAAAUAAACAACAGAGUUUGGAGCCAUUCGAUUUGCCGGCAUCUUGCAUAACCAAAAGACUAAGAAAACAAAAACAAAAUGCAAUCCAUGGCCAGACAAUCCGCUAAAAUGUUUCCCCAGGUGGGAAAACAAGUGAGCUACCUUUCGACCAGUGCCUCCUGGAGGGCAGCAACUGGUGGCAACGACAUGGUUGUGGAGAUCAAGGAGCCGAAGACCCGCUCCGAGAAACUCAUGGCCUUCCAAAAGAAGCUGCGCGCCAAGACGCCGUUGGGCAAGCUGGACGAAUUCUCGAGGCAUCCCUUCCAGGAGAAGGAGCCCCUGAAGCCGUGGCCGAACCAAACGAAUCCCUACACCGGAGAGAUUGGAGGACCAUCUGGUCCGGAGCCAACGCGAUAUGGUGACUGGGAGCGAAAAGGUCGCGUCUCGGAUUUCUAGUCACCCCUUCCGAACAAGUUCCUUAAUUAGAAAAUAGGCUGUCAUUUAAAUGCUACCCACUAAGACUAAAAGCACAUGUAUACUCGAGUAAUAAUGUUUAAUGUUUAGUGUAUAAAUAGAAAAAAAAUACAAAAUAUUUUUGAAAAACUUAA
Drosophila bipectinata is the source of this 710-nucleotide messenger RNA. RefSeq names its product Starvation-upregulated protein (gene Sirup). Lineage: Eukaryota; Metazoa; Arthropoda; Insecta; Diptera; Drosophilidae. Gene Ontology annotation, cellular component: mitochondrion. Gene Ontology annotation, biological process: mitochondrial respiratory chain complex II assembly. The record is from RefSeq and is a predicted model, not a curated record.